AGUAGUAGUAGUAGUAGUAGUAGUAGUGGUAGUAGUAGUAGUAGUAGUAGUAGUAGUAGUGGUAGUAGUAGUAAUAGUAGUAGUAGUAGUAGUAGUAGUAGUAAUAGUAGUAGUAGUAAUAGUAGUAGUAGUAGUAGUAGUAGUGGUAGUAGUAGUAGUAGUAGUAGUGGUAGUAGUAGUAAUAGUAGUAGUAGUAGUAGUAGUGGUAGUAGUAGUAAUAGUAGUAGUAGUAGUAGUAGUAGUAGUAGUAGUAGUGGUAGUAGUAGUAGUAGUAGUAGUAGUAGUAAUAGUAGUAGUAGUAGUAGUAGUAAUAGUAGUAGUAGUAGUAGUAGUAGUAGUAGUAGUAGUAGUGGUAGUAGUAGUAAUAGUAGUAGUAGUAGUAGUAGUAGUAGUAGUAGUAGUAGUAGUGGUAGUAGUAGUAAUAGUAGUAAUAGUAGUAGUAGUAGUAGUAGUAGUAGUAGUAGUAGUAGUGGUAGUAGUAGUAAUAGUAGUAGUAGUAGUAGUAGUAGUGGUAGUAGUAGUAAUAGUAGUAGUAGUAGUAGUAGUAGUAGUAGUAGUAGUGGUAGUAGUAGUAAUAGUAGUAGUAGUAGUAGUAGUGGUAGUAGUAGUAGUAGUAGUCGUAGUAGUAGUAGUAGUAGUAGUAGUGGUAGUAGUAGUAAUAGUAGUAGU
Messenger RNA from Penaeus chinensis, 669 nucleotides. RefSeq lists its product as uncharacterized. The annotation marks the transcript as partial. The record is from RefSeq and is a predicted model, not a curated record. The transcript has a single exon. NCBI's taxonomy places the organism in Eukaryota, Metazoa, Arthropoda, Malacostraca, Decapoda, Penaeidae.